Molecule: messenger RNA, 1583 nt
Organism: Heterotrigona itama
Lineage: Eukaryota; Metazoa; Arthropoda; Insecta; Hymenoptera; Apidae
Source: the annotation of a GenBank genome assembly
GGAAAGCAUAGUGUCGCAAGAUAUGAGAGAAAGGUCACGAAUUCGGGAACAGAGUACGCGUUCGAAGUGCAUGAAGUGUCAGGGUCUCAAGGUGCGGCCGUGCCAGAAGAUUGAACCUGCGCAGAACUCUGCACGUGACCUGCGCAGCUAUUCUUAGCGGAGGUCCGUUCAACGAAAGGAACUCUGCCUCGCUCACUCGUCGUCCGGCGCGCGUCCGAAACGUAGAAGUUGGUUUCUCCUCUUUAUUUUGUUAACCCGUUUUCACACACUAACUACCUGAAACAAUAUGUCUGGUCUUGCGGAUCCAGUGGCAUUCGCCAAGGAUUUCUUGGCUGGUGGUGUGGCCGCUGCGAUCUCGAAAACGGCGGUCGCCCCUAUUGAACGUGUGAAACUGUUACUGCAGGUACAGCAUAUCUCCAAGCAAAUCUCCGAAGAGCAACGUUACAAGGGUAUGGUCGAUUGCUUUGUGCGCAUUCCAAAAGAACAAGGAUUCCUCAGUUACUGGCGUGGUAACUUGGCCAAUGUCAUCAGAUAUUUUCCCACACAAGCUUUAAACUUUGCCUUCAAAGACAAGUACAAGCAAGUUUUCCUUGGUGGUGUUGAUAAAAACACACAAUUUAUGCGUUAUUUCGUUGGAAACUUGGCCUCUGGUGGUGCUGCUGGUGCCACAUCCCUGUGCUUUGUCUAUCCUCUCGACUUUGCCAGAACUAGGUUGGCAGCUGAUGUAGGCAAAGGCGCAGGAGGACGUGAAUUCACAGGUCUUGGUAACUGUUUAACCAAGAUUUUCAAAGCUGAUGGUAUUUCUGGCCUUUACCGUGGUUUCGGCGUAUCCGUCCAGGGUAUCAUCAUCUACCGUGCUGCUUAUUUCGGUUUCUAUGACACUGCCCGCGGUAUGUUGCCUGAUCCGAAAAAGACACCAUUCCUUGUUUCGUGGGGUAUUGCUCAGGUUGUUACAACUGUCGCUGGUAUUGUUUCUUAUCCGUUUGACACAGUACGUAGGCGUAUGAUGAUGCAGUCUGGUCGCGCUAAAACUGAAAUUUUGUACAAGAGCACUCUUCACUGCUGGGCUACUAUUUACAAAUCAGAAGGUGGAAACGCUUUCUUCAAGGGAGCAUUCUCCAACGUUCUUCGUGGUACAGGUGGUGCGCUUGUAUUGGUACUUUAUGAUGAAAUUAAGAAUCUCCUUUAAGACAUAACGAUCCUCACCUCAUUACCUUCACAACUACAGUUGCAAGUACCAUCUUUAUUACCCUCACCACCCGACGUAACAAUAGAUAAAGUGAUUUCCAGAAUGAAACAAUAUCCGAACUGUCGAGAAAUUUAAGAACAAUUUAGAUUAUAAUCUUUUGGUAGCAUCUUGUGAAAUGCUUCAACUCGACAGUUUAAUUUAUUGCCGGAUUCAGUAUUUUCUUGCAGCGGUGUUCACAUGUGCCAUAUUUCAUAAUUCAUUUUCGUAAGAAAGAACAAAGUGACUUAUCAACGUAAUGGAUAUAUGAAAUGUUUGAUACAUGUGACUAUGUAGGCAAUGGUCGGGAUAUAAAGUAGUAAAAAUAAUUAUCAAAAAAAAAAAAAAGAGAAGAAAA